Acromyrmex echinatior (Panamanian leafcutter ant) is the source of this 1010-nucleotide messenger RNA. RefSeq names its product Calcium channel protein beta subunit (gene Ca-beta). NCBI's taxonomy places the organism in Eukaryota, Metazoa, Arthropoda, Insecta, Hymenoptera, Formicidae. The record is from RefSeq and is a predicted model, not a curated record. Gene Ontology annotation, molecular function: protein binding; voltage-gated calcium channel activity. Gene Ontology annotation, biological process: calcium ion transmembrane transport. Gene Ontology annotation, cellular component: voltage-gated calcium channel complex.
GUGACAAGCUCCGAGUGGUGCUCCAGUCUCCCUAAAAAAAAAAAAACGUCGAGGGAAGUUAUGUUCGCAGAAAAGUCUCUUCACAGGUAGUAAUUUCAUCAACUCUAUCACGCGCACAUCCUACUUCCCUAAAAUCAGUUAACAACACAAGCAUCAGGAAGAGAGGAAACAAGUGGUGAAUAAGUAAGAAUCGGAUCGUAACAGCUCCAGGAAGGAUAGCUUUUGAUUGUGAUGUGGUGGAGCCCCCCGGCGGGCCGCGGGGGCAGGAGGUCAGAGGUAGAUCGGUUGUGAGGUCAACAAGCACGGCUCGAUUGUCCCGGGGCGAAAUCUCUGGUAGAGCGGAGGAGGAGAUAGAAUGGUGUGACCUCCGGCGUCAUCCCGCCCGACGCGGAGGUGGUGCUGGAGGUGGUGGAGGUGGCGGUGGAGUCGAGCAGCUGCUCGACUCAGAGGAGGAAGAGCCAACGGCGAUGUCGAGGCAGCUUCGUGGAGACCGUGACCACGUGAGCCGCGACUACCAAGAGGGUUACCACACUGAUUAUCGGGACCUGCGCGAACAUCUCAGGGAUUUCAGGGACUUCCAUCGAGAUACCCUCGACGAAAGAGACGGUCAGGGACCCACCGCUAGUAGAACAUAUCGAGACGACUAUUCGGAAGAAUAUGAUCAUCGUUCUACCGCUGUUGUAUCCACCUCGGCGAAUCUUACCAACAAUCCGAUAUCGGUGCCAGAUUGAAACCACCAACGAGGCAUCCCAAUCUCGGUCGCAAUUAAGGCCGAAUGGCUGCUUGUCAAGAUUCGUGGACUUUUCCCGAGAGAAAAAUACUGUGUGAGGUUCGUAAACGAAUAAAUGUAUUUUAACGUACGUAAGUGUAUAUCUGUUAAAAAAAACACAUUUGCAUAGCAAUAAGAAGAAGAUGCAGACAAUAAACGCGCACAUAUUGAUAGAAUAAGAUGCCGACACGAUGAUGUCCUCUAAUCGAUUAUGGGUCAAAUAUUUUCAUGUAUAACCCCC